This is a messenger RNA of Manduca sexta (tobacco hornworm), 1458 nucleotides long. It is a transcript of the gene yps, whose product is annotated as Y-box factor homolog. NCBI's taxonomy places the organism in Eukaryota, Metazoa, Arthropoda, Insecta, Lepidoptera, Sphingidae. Gene Ontology annotation, cellular component: nucleus. The transcript has 4 exons. Gene Ontology annotation, molecular function: nucleic acid binding. The coding region runs from base 114 to 926 and encodes 270 amino acids. Gene Ontology annotation, biological process: regulation of gene expression. The record is from RefSeq and is a predicted model, not a curated record.
CUCUAGUACAUCAUAGUUUGUCAUUUGAGUAACGACGAAGAGCAGUGAACAUCGAGGAGAGGUCGUGGAGGAUUUUACCACCUUAGCCACCAUCGCCGUUCGCCAAUUACACCAUGGCUGAUACCGAAAAGGCGCCGCAGCCGCAGCCCCCGCAGCAGCAGCAACAAGAACAACAACAACAAACAACUCAACCGCAGCAAGUAAAAACGGCUAAACAAAAGCAAGUCAUUGCUGAGAAGGUCUCUGGGACCGUCAAAUGGUUUAAUGUCAAGAGCGGAUAUGGUUUCAUCAACAGGAAUGAUACAAAGGAGGAUGUUUUCGUACAUCAAACUGCAAUUACCAAGAACAAUCCACGCAAGGCUGUGCGCUCGGUUGGCGACGGAGAGGCGGUGGAAUUUGCCGUGGUCGCCGGGGAGAAAGGCUAUGAAGCGGCCGGAGUCACUGGUCCCGGCGGUGAGCCGGUAAAGGGCUCACCAUACGCAGCUGACAAACGCCGCGGCUUCCAUCGUCAAUACUACCCCCGUCCAAGUGGCGGACGUGGCGGUGAAGGCGCUCCACGCAGAGGUGGGUUGGGACGUCGUGGACCCUCAGCCAAUCAAGGGGGUGCACAAGGAGACGAGGGUCAGGAGGGCGGUGCUGCACCACCACAACGCAGCUACAUCCGUCGUAAUUUCCGUGGGGGCCGUCGUGGGGGUGGUCCAGGCCCCAUGAACCGUGGUGGCUACCGUCGCAUGCGCCCGCGUUACCAGCAAGGGCAACCUCAGGGCGGCCAGCAGAACCCGCCGGUUCAGCGCCAGAAUGGACAGGAAGGAGAGGCCCCAGCCCCUACAUCCACUACUCCGCAACCGCAACCAGCUAAGCCGAAGAGCAACAUCAAACCCGCUGGCACCACCAUUGAGACCACCACCAAUGAGAGCCAGGCCUAAAUAUCCAGCGGUUAAUAGUGUGGCACAUCCCUAUAUGUAGUGCAUGUUAUUUCUAGCCGUGCCACACAUCUAUCACAUCUUUAUGUCUUGUCUGUACACCUGAUGAGUGUAAUGUAUUGCUGUUGCUCAUGUCAACUGUAACAUCUUUGCAUUUCUUUUUUUUUAUCUUGAAUUGGCGGGGAAGUUGCAAAUGGAACUGCAUAAGUAUCAUGGAUCAAAGAUGUGAUAUUUUAUAUUUAUUAAUAUAUUGCAUACUAUGUAUUUAUUGAUAUUUUGGUUAUAUACCAUUAGAUUGUGUAUUUUAAACUUUUUAACCAAUGUGUCUAUAGACACAAGCUAAAAUUUUAUCUCUUAAAAAUUUAAAUUGAGUAAUUAUGCAGGUUCCAAUGCCCCAAGGAAAAAGUAAGAGUACUGUCGAAUUAUUUUAUUACAAAUUCUACAGAAUAUGUAAUUAUUUUAUUGCAUAUGAAAUUAUACUACCAUAACAUAAAACACUCUCAGGAAAAUAAACUUCUUAUUACUUGUGUGUAAA